This is a messenger RNA of Opisthorchis viverrini, 9480 nucleotides long. RefSeq lists its product as hypothetical. The coding region runs from base 1 to 9480 and encodes 3159 amino acids. Gene Ontology annotation, molecular function: nucleic acid binding. Lineage: Eukaryota; Metazoa; Platyhelminthes; Trematoda; Opisthorchiida; Opisthorchiidae. The transcript is spliced from 10 exons. Gene Ontology annotation, biological process: DNA integration. The record is from RefSeq and is a predicted model, not a curated record.
AUGGCAAACGAUUUAUUUUCUGGGAAGCAAGUGCUCAAUCAACAGGUCCGCUAUGUUGGUACUCUACUGCAGCCAGAGCAGGCCGAUAAAAUAUUUGAAGACUUGGUUCAUUUGACAUGCAUUCGAACUAGUAACAAAUCAGACAGUGUUCGUUUGGUGCUUCCCAUCGUGUUUGAACGGAUAACCAUCACGCUUGAGCGGAAUGAAAAAGCUGUACUGAAUUUCUACCAGAGUAGUGCGGGGAACACCAGACCAUCAUUAUUUGAAGGAAGCAGACUAUGUCGGAUAAACUCCAGGCUCCUAAGUGCCAGUGUUCAUCCACCAGAACGAGAUAGCCACAUAUAUUAUACUGUUCUUUCCGCGCCUCAACACGGACAUUUAUUUCUCAAGCAGUUAGACAAAAAUAUUGAAAGCCAAUCCAGCAGACGUACGUACCUGGGAGUUAACUCCCAAUUUACUCAGCAAGAUAUAAACAGUGGCCGCCUAUUCUAUAUAUUUCGCCGUGUCCCGGAUGACAACUCAAUACGUGAAAAACUUGAAAAUUUUAAAGACGGAUUUGAAUUUCGUCUACAUGUUCCCGGAGCACAGAGGAAAGAACCAAGUUAUUUCGCUGUUGUCGUGAAUACUAUAUCAACGACAAACUUCACUGGUAUUUGGCGAAUGGGAGAGGUUAAACUGGUAAACAAGGACGGUGAAGUGUCUGAAGGUGGCAUCCUUGUGAUCACCUCAAAACAUCUGUCUCUGGAACCAAAAACCUGCCCCGAAUACACAGAUGCGUUGCAGUUCCGGGUUAAGACGUUCCCCAAACACGGCACAUUAAAACAAAUAGGGAGAGAUAAACAAUCAUCGUAUCAAAUUGAGCGCUUUGUUUUCUACCUUUAUGAUGUGGUUGAAGAAAAUCGACUGAUAUACGUGCAUGAUGGAAGUGAAUUUUUCCGAGACGAAUUUCAAUUUCAGCUUGUCUGUGCUGAAUCCCCCAUGGACGAACAGUUUCAAGAUGGUCGCACAAAUUUAGCCAAGUUUAUGGGAGAAGUUGUGAGUCAACCGAUAGAUGGGACGUUUCGUCUGGUGAUAAACGCAAUCAACGACAACCCACCCACCAUCUUCGCCAAAAAUGUGAUUUUUCGGUUUAAUUCAACAACAGUUAUGCCAAAAGGGUGGCUGAAGGUUAAUGAUUACGAUCUUCAACUAUCAUCCAAAGUUCCGACCCACUAUUCCAUCAAGUGGGCUAUUCUACACAAUUACCACCGACUCAAUAUUAGAUAUCCAAAGUGUGGAUACUUUUUAAAUGUCAAAUCCGGCCAGAAACUUACCAAUUUUACCAUGUAUGAAGUUCAGCAAAGUGAAGUAGCCUUUAGAAACCAGGGUGCCCCACUCUGCUCCAUCGUGCUCACUGUGAAUGAUGGCCUAUUUUCAUCUAAUGUGCCUGUACUACUCAACGCGUCACGGCCAAUUUUUCAGGCCUUCGGCUCUUCAAUCGAGGUAACAAGACGUAAGGACUCGCGGUAUCCACUCUUCUUUGAAGUUUCAACCAACAUUGAGAUGGCACCAAAUGCAAUCCAUGUAUAUCUACACACGGGUUCAUGCUACGGAAGCCUCACGACGGAAAACUCAACGACACCUUUGGACUCGUUCACAUACGCAGAUAUUCUUGAUUACAAUAUUUACUUCCGUGUGACCUGGCGAUACGUAUUGGAGAAUCAAACCUUUAAAGAUCCGUGCAUCUUUCACCCCCAAAGAGGCUCCGAAAUGAAUAUUGAGAAUCAACAAGAUUUUAUUAUUUUGUUGGUAACAAUGUCUUUUGGGAACGAGCGCUGGCAGGAAAAGGUUCGAAUAUCUGUUGUUCCACAUACGUCAGCUGGGGCCCGUUUGUUGUCGUCAGGUGGCGGAACACAGAGAGUUGUGGAGUUCAAUACAAACUUGAACAUGGAGCUCGGUGAACAGACAACCCUUUCAUUCAAGGAGUCAGGCAACCAAGAUAUUCAUUUUGGCUGCAAUGAAGGGAUGUUUCGGCUGAGAAAAACUAACCGAAAAUCCUUCCGGCGUGCCUCACAGGUUCGUGAGAUAACAAUGGAACAGGAGGGGCAUCAUUCGCUGAGUGACGCAAGUUUAGCACCCCUAGGUUCUGAGGACGUACCAAUUCGUCAUGACCAACCAAUAUUCCCGGCUAAUUCGGAUAUGUUGACAAACGAACAGUCUCUGACGCCGUAUGUGUGGUCAAGAGAACAAUACAGUGCUGAGGAGUAUCAAGAACGUACCAAUCACGGAACACCACGUCUUGUUUAUCUGAUCGUGACUUAUCCGCGAAAUGGUGUUGUCAUUUCCAAAAGGCUAAACCAGACCGUACAAGUACUUUCGAGCGCUGAUCUAAUGGACAACGACAUUUUCUAUGUGCAUCACGAAUGGAGUGACAGUUUGGAAGAUAUCAUUGAGGAUGAAAUUAAUCGGAAUCUAAUUGCCUACACUUUGCGAACAACAAUCCCAAUCAACUUCAGCCAGAACGUAGAAGAUCGAGUGGUACUCCGAGUUACGCUUUCCACCCCUAAUAGUCCGCCACAAAUCGCCAAGAAGCCCUUAUCUGGUUCACAGGAAACCCGUCUCAUUAGUUUCAUCAUUAAUGCCUCCUUGUUACACAUAACACCGCAAAACCAAAUCCGAUUAGUUGAUAUCACGCCCUUGGUCCUGGAAGAAGGACAAGCCAAGGAAAUCAAGCCUGCCACACUUGAUCUCUCACCGAUAAAGCUCCUUCGACAACAAGCCAAUGCGAGGGGAUUACAAUCGAAUUCGAGGAUUGUGGAUAGUCGAGAUCUGUUCUCGAAUAGUUUGCUGAAUGGAUCAUCAGCUGCACUCCUAUACAAGCAUGAUGGCUCCGACACCACAAGUGAUUUUGUCCUAUUUCAAUCAACUCAGCCAAGAUCUUCAGACCGCAAUCUCAACCGCCGAAUUCCAAAUGCUCAACACCAAAGCCACAGAAGUGAAGCUUACACAGGGCUGGCGAUGCAAGAAGAGGCAGAUCCGAAUUCGUACGACUUUGCAAGCAAGGUCGCAGGGAUUUAUUUGGAGAUGGACGAAGUCCUUGUGAGUUUUGACGUAACCUCAAUGUGCACAAACAUCCCUAGGGCAGAUACUCUGGAGGUACGCUUCGAUCGUAUGUCGUACACAGAAAGCGAUCCGUGCAUCGAAUACCCAAUCUAUAUCUUGCCCGUGAAUAACAAACAUCCACGUAUCAUUCGUCCGCUUUUAACAUCCCUACCACCGUUCACUGAUAUGAUGGUUAGAAGCUAUCGGGAUAUCGCCAUUCCGGUCCUAGCUGGUGCGCGAUUCCAACUUUCAAAGUCCAACAUUGAGAUCGUUGACGAAGAUACCAAAUCGCAAGAACUAAUUUUGCAUGCCAUUAUGCAGCCACAUAGGGGGUUUCUUUGUAUCAGGCAUGCGUCUGAUUCAAUAGAAAUGUUUUCUGAUCCAACGAAAACUGACAGCUCAAUAGAAAAUUGCAGGCGCUGUGAAAAUCCAUGUACAUUUCGUCAAUCGCAAGUUGAAUCAGGUCUUGUUUACUAUCAAGCCGACGAUAAGCGUCUCAGUCACAUUCUGCUAGAUUCGUUUUCAUUCAUGGUACAGGAAGCAAAACCUAACGUGAAAAAAUCGGAUCCCCCAAUCGGAACUCUUCUGUUUCGAGUGGUCCCAGCGGAACUUGUAGUCAACAUAACUGAUGUACUUUUGUUACAAGGUCAGUCACGCGUCAGCAUCACAAAUCAACAUAUUGAGGCUAGUUUGGUUGCUGCCGGUGGGAUCACACACAUAUCAAACAAAAAUGCGUCCAAUACAUUCCUAUACUCUAUCCAUCAUGCACCACUUUAUGGCCGAAUCUGUUUUGAUACAGUUCCCGUAACUCGUUUCACUGAUCAGCAGCUGGCCAGUGGGCAUUUGGUUUAUGAGCAAAUUAAUCAAUCCGGGACAAGUGAUUCUGUGACACUUAUCGUAUCCCUUGGUAAUUUUAUCGAAUCUGACAAGGAUACACUUCUUUUGUUUGCAAAAGAACUUCCAGACGUAAGCCUGCAGAAUCCAAACGAUGCAAUCGCAAAUGCAGAUUUGAAGGUGUAUGCAGUCGCAGAAUUACGUGUUCGAGUUAAGCCACUGAUUGAUACGAAUGUUGUCCAGCUAACUCCAGGUCAGACUACAUUAAUCAAUUCGUCGAUUAUCCAAGCCGGGGAGCUAUGGGAAUUUAUCAGCCAACAGAAUAAAAUAGAAACAGGCUCUCACACGACCUACAUACCAACACUUACCCUGCCGACGGCUCCGUAUUCAAAGUUAGGUAGAUUUAGAAUCCGCGAUCAACUGUUUGUAAAUUCCGGCCAUCCGGAGGAAGCGUUGAUGCCAUCGGUCAACAUUACAUUAGAAACGAUUGAAAUGAAUGCUGUUCAGUUUGAAGCCUACGCUAACGAAUUUACUCAACAAGGACUUGAAGAGAUCUUACCAUAUACACUGACAAUUGGACCAGGUGUUCAACCUGCAUCUGGCAGCUUAAGGUUACGGAUUGUGAGGGGAACACAGGUGGAUGCACAAGGUUCUCAAAGUGUGAAAACGUCAUUCGGUAGUCUGGAUGCAGCCAAGACAAACUCCAUCUCCUCUUCAUGGGAAAUAACGAUAUCUACUGCCGUUAUUGGAUCUGCCGUUGGUUUUAGCUUACUGUCACUGGGUCUGUUUGCGGCAUUUGUUUUGUGUAUUUAUCGAAGACGAAAGCAUGAUCGUACGAGUGUCAAGACCCACAGGACACACCAACCUGCGCCUAAAAUCAUUUUCCAACGUUGUCCACCUUUUAACAGGUGGCCUAGCAUAGAACUCACUGACACUGCUCACACGCGCGUCUCACCCGAAACGUUCGACCAAAACAACAACUGUCCUCAAGGAAAUGACGACAUUGCAGAGGAGCUAAAGUCAAGGUUGUCCAUCAUUCAAGAUUCCUCUGAUGCAGUUUCACCAUGUCAUUGUGAUUUUAGUGGUGCUGUGAUUUAUCUGACUCCGGCAACACCAAAUAGUAUGCAGCAAGUUACGAAGUCCAUCCAAAGUUGUCAAGUUUUCGAUCCCAACAACCCAAAUUAUUUUGUGCUUCCCGGAACGUAUGAACAAAGCAGUCAAGACAUCCACCACUCUUCCAUUUCAAAAUUAAAGUCUAUCCCUUCCGUCACACAUACAUCUUCACACAAUACUUCACCUAUAAGUUUGCAAGUAGGCGACUACCAAUGUCCGUGUGAACGCUUAGAAGACGAGUACAACGUUACCUUCAACGCGAAUUCCUCCGCUUGUGAACAAAAGUUGGCACCAGAUAAAGAUAUCCCAUACCUCAUACAAAUACCCGCAGGAGCUGUGACUAUGGCUUCGUACUCGACAUCUUACGUCGUCUUGUUUGAAGGAAAGAUGUCAACCUUUGGAACAACUGUGAAGGAAACCGGAUCCAAGGACACGGAAACGAUUGAAGCUGCGGAGGAAACAGUUGCAAUGCAGUUUGCUUCGCGCCCUGGUUCUUGUAAGUCACUUUGUGCUUCUAGUCGUAAAGGUAGUGUAGCUAUGAAAGCUUUAAGGAUUGCUCAGCUCCAGGAGUACCGGGUUAAGCGGGAGGUCGAACUCCAGCGGGCUCUCUUAGAGGCGCAUAGCAAAACUGAGUUAGCCAAAAUUGAGCUAGAGGCCGAAGAGGACUCACCAGAUGAAGUCUGGGAACCAGUGGCCCUAAAUGAACGAUUAGCGGGGUACGUGAAGCAAUGUCAGACAGGUGAAAGACCAUUAAGAUAUGCUGAUGAUAUCAGAGGGCCAGAACCAGCCAUCUCCGUCACUCCAGCAUCAGCCACUAUGGACCUACCAAAGGUGGAACUAUCAUACUUUGAUGGUAAUCCGUGUCAUUACUGGAGGUUCACCCGCCAAUUUGAGUUAUAUAUUGAGAGCAAGGUGCAGGACGCCGGUCAGAGGCUCCUUUAUCUGAUCCACUACUGUCAAGGCGACGCGAAAGCGGCCAUUGAAGAAUGUGUGAUGCUUCCGCCGGAAGUAGCAUACUCCAGGGCACGGGAGAUUUUACGCAAUCUCUUUGGCCAGCCUCAUAUUAUCGCUCGCUGUCUACUAGAAAGCCUGUUUCGUUUUGCACGACAGACCACUGGAGCAGCCAAGUCCUUGUCGGACUUGUGUAUAAAAAUGCGCAGUUGCGAAAUUGCGCUGACGCAAAUGUGUUACGUCUCAGACUUGCACUCACUAGCGGUUGUAGAGAGAAUUGUGCGUUCUCUUCCUUCGCCAUUGCAGCACAAAUGGGCUGAGGUGGCAGAUAAGAUAUCUGUGAGUGGCCGGGAUCCAACGUUCACAGACUUGACGGAGUUUGUGAACACGCGCUCUCGUGUUGCAAGGAGUCGGUUCGGGCAACUGGCUCGAGAUGGGGACGUAAGACGCCCCCCUGUAACACCGACUUCUACCAACCAAGCCCCUAAACGGGACGGUUAUGCCAAUUUCCUAGCCAACAUCAGACAAGACGCAGACGGUCGUCCAAGUGCUUGCGCAUUAUGUUUACAGCCCCACUCAAUUUCUAGUUGCCAGCAGUUUUUGUCUAUGAAAGUUCCUGACAGGUGGAAAUGCAUACGAGAACAUAAUGCCUGCUUUGCCUGUUUAGGGGACUCCCACAUGGCCAAGGAUUGCAAGCUAGUAGUUCGAUGUGGCCAACCGGGUUGCAGGGGACGACAUCAUAGUUUGUUACAUACAUCACAACCCAGAAACAAAGGUUCGACGUCCUCAGAGCCGGAGGUUUUGUGUGCCUUAACUCAAGGUAGUCGACUUCCGGCACGCUUAGGAGUUAUUCCUAUCAAGCUGGACAGUCCUGCAGGAAAGGUGACAACGUAUGCAUUUUUAGAUGCUGGGUCCGACAUAACGCUGGUAAGGCGGGACCUUUUGGUGAAAAAUGGGGUCAGGCUGCUACCCACGUCUAUGGUUAUUGAUACCCUGGGUGGUUCCAUGGGAUGCACAUCGGAAGCUAAUGAUAUCAGGCUUUUAUCAAUGGAUGAAAGCCAGUCGAUAGAUGUUGACAAGGCAUUCGUCGUUGACAGCUUACCUAUGCGAGCUGUCCCAUCCAUCAAAGAAGCGGCUCGCAAGUGGCCUCACCUUAAGGAAGUUACCUUCGACGAACUGACUGAAGACGAUGUGGGAAUCCUUAUUGGUUGUGACGUAUCCGAAGCGCACUGGGUCUUCGACCAGCGCCUGGGGGGUAAAAAACAGCCGUUUGCUGUGAAAACUUUACUAGGUUGGAUGCUCCUUGGUCCGAUGAAAAACGGAACGAAGCAGAAGGUCGUCAGUCAUUGUAUAACCGGGUGUAGUCAGGGCAUCCAGGAGCAUUUGCAGCGACUGUACAACUCGGAAUUCGCAGACACUUCAGCAUCGAACACUAGUCUCUCUUUAGAGGAUCAAAGAGCACUGUUGAUAGCGGAGACUAGUGCAGUGCGAGUAAGUGGGCAUUAUCAGCUACCGCUCCCAUGGAAAGAUAACGCACUUACCCUACCCGAUAACUUCCAGGUGGCUAGAAAACGUCUAGGUAAUCUGAAAACUAGACUGUGCAAGGAUCGUGUUUUACACGGAAAGUACGAUAAGGUGCUUCGCGCAUACAUGGAGAAAGGAUACAUUGAACGGGUGGCGGAUGCCUCCACAUUGUCAUUAAAUUCAAAGCAGUGGUAUCUCCCACAUCAUCAGGUUAUUAACCCAAAAAAGCCAGAAAAGAUUCGGAUCGUAUCUGACUGCGCUGCCAAAUGUCAUGGUGUGUCCCUAAACGACCACCUGUAUCAGGGCCCCGAUUUAACCACAAAACUUGUAAAUGUUAUGGUGGGCUUUCGUUUAGAGCAAGUUGCUGUGGCAGCCGACAUUAAAGGGAUGUUGCUACAGGUCAAGGUUGACCCCUGUGAUAGAGACGCUCUGAAGAGCCUUGUAGCACAGGCUAACCGACGGGAGGGAAAUGAUGUCAUGUGCCCAUUAAUGUCUUGGUCCUCCUGUUGGAUGAAGCUACCGAAGGUCGUGGCUUGGUUACUGCAUUACGGGCAACGUCUAUUGAUUAAGAAGGGCAGAGCGAGAAAGGAGGCUUUACCUUCUGGUGUUAUCAGAGUAUCCGAACUCCGCCAAGCACGUAAUUGUUUGAUAAAGAUGGUGCAAUCUGCUCACUUUGCACGAGAGCUGCAUCAGAUUAACGCUCCUGUACUGGAUGCAAAGCGUUCCCGCAAUCGGACUCAAAACGGCAGCUUACAAAAAUUGUCACCUGUUUUGGUUGAUGGCAUUUUGUGCGUGGGGGGCAGACUUAGUUACUCGAACUACAGUCAGUCAGUAAAGCAUCCAGCUCUUCUUCCAAACCGACAUCCUAUUACCGCCUUAAUCAUACGUCAUUUUCAUGAAGUGGAAGGGCACUGUGGAGUAGCGCAUGUCUUGGCCUCUAUUCGACAGAGAUAUUGGAUUAUCAGAGGGACCGGUGCCGUUAAACGUGUGAUUGGUGCAUGCUCUUUAUGCAGACGCCGGUCCGCACAGCUCAGUAAACAAAUGAUGGCUCCAUUACCACCAGACAGAGUAGAAGGGGGUUGGUGCCCCUUCGAGUGUGUGGGAGUGGACUACUUCGGACCUUUUAAAACCAAACGCGGCCGUUCACAGGAAAAACGCUACGGCUGUAUCUUUAGCUGUCUGAAAACUAGAGCAGUCCAUUUGGAGAUGGCUGGCAACCUGUCGACAGAUUCAUUCCUACAAUGUUUGAUGCGCUUCGUUGGUAGACGUGGUAAGCCCACCGAUAUAUACAGUGAUAAUGGUACGAACUUUGUUGGCGCACUGAGGGAAUUUCGGGAUGAUAUAAAGCUCUGGAGCCUGAGCAAAAUAUCAGACCGACUUUUGACUAUGGAUAUACAGUGGCACUUCAAUCCACCAGCAGCUAGCCAUCGUGGCGGUGUGUGGGAGCGUAUAAUCAGGUCGGUACGACGUAUACUUUUAUGUAUAUGUAGGGAACAGUGUUUGACCGAUGAACAACUGAACACGCUUCUCAUACAGGCCGAACGGAUUCUCAAUAACAGGCCUAUAGUCCCGCUAUCAUCAGACAGCAACGAUUUGGAGCCGCUUACUCCAAACAGUUUGUUGCUGAUGCAGUGCUGUCCUGCGGUACCCGGUCGCGACGGCUUGGCUUCGCGAUACCAUGCCGGUUGGAAACAGGUCAAUUAUCUUGCUGGCGUAUUCUGGCGUCGUUGGAUAAGGGAAUAUCUGCCAACGUUGCAGAUGCGUACCAAGUGGCUCAGAGCAACUCAAGAAUUGAAACGAGGACACUUGGUUCUGGUCUCUGGUGAGGACCUGCCUCGUGAGAAAUGGCCUCUAGGGGUAGUGGAUAGUUGUGAGGCGAGCCCAGAUGGCUUAGUAAGAACCCUGUAUGUUAGAACGACGGGCGGCGUUCUUAAGGGAGAUAUUAGAAGGGUGUGCUUACUGGAGGGACGCGAAUAG